AAUGGCCCGCAGAGAAAGGCUACAGCGGAUAGGGCCGGAGAGCUUGGUGAGCUGGCAGCAGUUGGAGAAGAGAGCCGUCCGAAGAAAGAGCAGAUCCGAAGAGGGGCUCGUUCCGCUGCCGGAGAACCAAGCUGGCGCAUCUCCUGCCUGCCCCAGCCAUGUACAGCAUACUAGAGAGCGAGUUGAAGGCGCCCCAGCCUAACCCCGGAGGAGGUUCGGCCGGGAACGGCGCUCCGGGAGGCAACGGCAAGGGUGGCGGCGGCGGAGGAGGAGGAGGAGGAGGAGGAACCGGAGCCACGGACCAGGACCGGGUCAAGCGGCCGAUGAACGCGUUCAUGGUGUGGUCGCGGGGCCAGCGGCGCAAGAUGGCUCAGGAAAACCCCAAGAUGCACAACUCUGAGAUCUCCAAGCGCCUGGGCGCAGACUGGAAGCUGCUGAGCGACGCGGAAAAGCGCCCCUUCAUCGACGAGGCCAAGCGGCUCCGCGCCGUCCACAUGAAGGAAUACCCGGAUUAUAAAUACCGGCCACGUCGGAAGACCAAGACGCUGCUCAAGAAGGACAAGUACUCUCUGCCGGGCAACCUGCUGGCCCCGGGAAGCGCCGGCGGAGGCGGCGUCAGCAGCCCCGUCGGGGUCGGGCAGCGCCUGGACUCCUACGCGCACAUGAACGGCUGGCCCAACGGCGCUUACGCCUCGCUGAUGCCCGAGCAACUGGGCUACAGCCAGCACCCGGCCAUGAGCAACGCGCAGCUUCAGCCCAUGCACCGCUACGAUGUGAGCGGCCUCCAGUACAGCCCCAUCAUGUCCAGCGCUCAACCCUACAUGAGCGCGGCAGCCUCCACUUACACCAUGUCUCCAGUUGCUGCGGCGGCGGCGGCUGCCGCUUACGGCCAGCAACCGUCGGGGCACUCGAUGAGCUUGGGGACGAUGGGUUCCGUGGUGAAAUCUGAGCCCAGCUCGCCGCCACCGGCCAUCACCUCGCACUCCCAGCGGGCCUGCCUUGGAGAUUUGAGGGAUAUGAUCAGCAUGUACCUUCCGCCCGGGGGCGACGCGGCCGACCCGUCGACACUGCAGGGCACCCGGCUACACGGCGUCCACCAGCACUACCCGAGCGCCGGGACUGCUGUCAACGGCACCGUGCCACUAACUCACAUCUAGCCGUGUUCCCCUCGGAUCGCCCUCUACCACCGCUUCCUCAAAACGCUGGCACCGAACGUCUCGCCUACGGUUUAGUAGCAGGAGAGGUGGUUUGAGGGCAGA
Podarcis muralis (Common wall lizard) is the source of this 1259-nucleotide messenger RNA. RefSeq names its product SRY-box transcription factor 3 (gene SOX3). Lineage: Eukaryota; Metazoa; Chordata; Lepidosauria; Squamata; Lacertidae. Gene Ontology annotation, biological process: negative regulation of transcription by RNA polymerase II; brain development; neuron differentiation. Gene Ontology annotation, molecular function: DNA-binding transcription activator activity, RNA polymerase II-specific; RNA polymerase II cis-regulatory region sequence-specific DNA binding. Gene Ontology annotation, cellular component: nucleus. The record is from RefSeq and is a predicted model, not a curated record.